Messenger RNA from Aspergillus niger, 2196 nucleotides. RefSeq lists its product as uncharacterized. Gene Ontology annotation, cellular component: endoplasmic reticulum. Lineage: Eukaryota; Fungi; Ascomycota; Eurotiomycetes; Eurotiales; Aspergillaceae. The coding region runs from base 1 to 2196 and encodes 731 amino acids. The record is from RefSeq and is a predicted model, not a curated record. Gene Ontology annotation, molecular function: protein disulfide isomerase activity. The transcript has 4 exons.
AUGAGGGUCUCUUUGCUGGCGUGGUCUCUACUCUCUCUUCUCUCGAUUCCCGCCUUAGCCGCCCCCUCCGAUAAUGUCUCUCCCAGCCAUCAUCUCGUAAAGAGAGGCGACUCCGACGUGAAGUCGGAGGGCCAGUCGACUACCUUUAAUGGUAUCGAGGUCCCGCCUAUGAAGGCUCUGACUCCCGACAAUUUCGAUGACACGAUUAAGGAUGGCUACUGGUUCGUCAAGCAGUACUCCCCGUCCUGCCCACACUGCCAGAAGAUUGCACCUACAUGGCAAACGCUUUAUGAAUUCUAUUACACCUCCGAUCCUUUGUCCUCGCCGUCCUCCAAGUCGUCCAACACCGAUUCGUUGAACUCCUUCCAUGGCUUUUACAACUUCCAUUUCGCCGAGAUGAACUGUCUCGCGCAUGGCGAUCUUUGCCGCAAACUCGACGUCAAAUACUUCCCCACCUUUGCGCUGUACCACAACGGUGAACUGGUUGAACAGUACACUGGAAAGAAGAGUAUGGAGGGGAUUAGCGAGUUCGUUGAGGAGAAGCUGGAACAGAUCAAGCCUGGUUCGCGGCCUGCCCAGGGUCUCCACCUCCCCAAGCCUGGCGACAAGGGAGUGGAUACUCAGGCUCAACCGGAGGCGCCCGUCGCCAAAGAUAAAGACCGUGAGGCGGGCACCAAGGCCGGAGAAAAGCACAACGAGCAGGCUGCACAGCUGGCCGAGGAUGAGACACCCGCAGACAAGGCGUCGAUCAAGUCUAAGACUAAGCCGAAGCCGGCCCCUGCUAACCCCCAGGGUAUUUCUGUCCCUCUCACCGCGGAAAGUUUCCAGAAGCUGGUCACGACUACUCAGGAUCCUUGGUUCAUCAAGUUUUACGCACCAUGGUGCCACCACUGUCAAGCAUUGGCUCCCAACUGGAGGGAAAUGGCAAAGGAGAUGCAGGGUGUUCUCAACGUGGGUGAAGUGAACUGCGACGCGGAAUCCCGACUCUGCAAAGAUGCCCGUGUCAGCGGCUUCCCGACGAUGUAUUUCUUCCGCGGCGGUGAGAGGGUCGAAUAUACCGGCCUCCGUGGCCUCGGAGAUUUGGUCAGUUAUGCCAAGAAGGCUGUUGAUGUUGGAUCCGGUGUACAGGAUGUCGAUGCCACCACCUUCAAAGAGUUGGAGGAGAAAGAGGAUGUUAUCUUCCUGUACUUCUAUGACCACGCAACCACCUCGGAAGAUUUCGAAGCUCUCGAGCGCCUGACCCUUAGUUUGGUCGGUCAUGCCCGGCUUGUCAAGACGAACAGCGCUGCUCUUGCGGAACGGUUCAAGAUCUCGACCUGGCCUCGUCUCCUUGUGUCCCGCGAUGGCCGCCCCAGCUACUACAAUGCGCUUGCGCCUAAGGAUAUGCGGGACUUCCGCCAGAUUCUCAAUUGGAUGCGCACUGUGUGGCUGCCCAUUGUUCCUGAACUUACCGCCUCAAACGCGCGGGAGAUCAUGGAUGGCAAGUAUGUGGUCCUCGGCAUCCUGAGCCGGAAGCACUCGGAUGAGUUCCUUCAAUCGAAGCGAGAGCUCAAGAAUGCCGCCCUUGAGUGGAUGGAUAAGCAGACGCAGUUGUUCCAGUUGGAGCGUGCUGAGCUGCGUGACGCUAAGCAACUGCGGAUCGAGGAAGCUGAAGACCGUAACGAUCAACGGGCCUUGCGGGCAGCCAAGAACAUGCGCAUUACCAUCCGCGAGGAUGACAAGAAACAAGUCGGUUUCGCUUGGAUUGAUGGCGAUUUCUGGGAAAGGUGGCUCAGAACCACAUAUGGCAUCGAUGUCGAGAACGGCGAACGCGUGAUUAUCAACGAUCAGGAUAACCGGCGCUACUGGGAUACGUCUUCCAGCGGAGCUUCGAUCAUGGCUUCCCGAACCUCCAUCCUUGAGACCAUCCCCUUGGUCAUUGCCAACCCACCGAAACUUACACCCAAGUCCACCGUCGGUACCUUUGAGUCUGUCUUCUUCUUCACUCGGACUUUCAUCAGUGGUCACCCGAUCAUCUUCUUCAUCCUCCUGACGCUUUCGGUGGCUGGUGCUACAAUCGUAGCUCGGGGAAGAAGUCUUAGACGCGGGGCUCGUGGCGGAAUUCUCGGGGUUACUGGUAACACCGGCGGUGGUUUCUUCAACCUUGAUGGAAAGGAAGGUCUUCUGAACGGUGGAUCGACCGGCAAGGUUGAUUGA